AUUCAGCACGACAACUUGGACAUGAUGACGUCUGCAAAGUUUGCUUUCUAUCUGACAUGUUUGUUCUUGGGAGAGAUGGCUCAGACGACUGAUGUGAAAUCGUCCUCAUCUGUUCGUCAAGAGAGACGUUUUAUAUCAGCUAAUGUUGGAGACAGUGUGUCUUUGCAUUGUUUCUAUGAAGGCAAUAAUUCAGUAUGGCUUGUCUGGUACAAACAAACUCUGGGACAGCAACCGAGGAUCAUCUCUACCUUCUACAGGUAUAUUAAAAAUGUAACAUUUUAUGGUGAAUUCAAGAACAAUCCCCGCUUCACACUCGAUACUGAAAAUGAUAAAUAUCACCUGAAGAUCUCAAAUAUACACAUUUCAGACUCAGCUACAUACUACUGCGCAACAGGUAGCUGUACAGCUGUCUUGAAUUUUAUGAAGGGCACUACUGUCAGUGUUGAGGGUUCAGAUUGGAAGAUCCCAGCUUCGGUCCAUCAGUCAGCAUCUGAGAGCAUCCAGCCAGGAGGCUCUGUGACUCUGAACUGUACAGUACACACUGGGACCUGUGAUGGAGAACACAGUGUUUACUGGUUCAAAACCUCUGAAGAAUCUCAUCCAGGACUCAUUUACACCCAUGGAGGCAGGAAUGAUCAGUGUGAGAGGAAACCCGACACACAAACACACACCUGUGUGUACAACUUGCCAAUGCAGAGCCUGAAUCUUUCUCAUGCUGGGACCUACUACUGUGCUGUUGCCUCAUGUGGACACAUACUGUUUGGAGACGGGACCAAGCUGGACUUUGAAGAUGAGGUGAACUCUUCUGUCUUGGUGUAUUUCUUGAGUGGAGCUUUGGCAUUCACCACCAUCCUGGUUGUUUUACUGACUGUCUCAAUGUACAAGAUGAACAAAAGAAACGGUUUCCAAUCUAAAGAUUCUCAAGCAAGAUUAUCAGGUUCCGUCCCAGCAAAUACAGAGGGUCACAGAGACGCUGACAACCUCCAUUAUGCUGCUUUAAGUGUCAACCUGCCCAACAGAUCAAGAAGACAGAGGAACAGCACCAAUAAUGAAUGUGUGUACUCCAGUGUGAAGCAGUAGAACUGUGCAUUUAACGUUUCAUGCCUUUUAUUUCUUGGAUAGUCAUGGAUGGUCGUAUAUUGCAUUGGUCUUCAGGGCAAGACAAGCGUUCACAUCUCACAGACCUGUAGGUAACAUUGGCCUUUCUUUACACUUUUCCUAAGCUUAAUACUAAGUACAUUUCCUGCCUAAUUCUUUAACCACUGUUUAUUUCAUUUUACUGCAUAACCAUGAUCUUUCCCUGGCAUCAAUCAUACCAUAGUUUCCUUGCACAGGUAUUGUUGAAAACAUAAACAACAAUACAUUAGGUGCCUUUCUCAAAGAGUCCUUCAUCCACAGAGGACGGGAUAAUAACUGCUCCAGCUGCUUGUUGUGGAUGAGACUGCCCUGUCUCUCCUCUGAACAAGUGCUGAGCCCAGCCUGUGUUGGAGUAUCACUACAUCGCUGCUCUCAGACAGACACACGGAGCUCAGCAGGGUGGAGGAGAGACAGGCAGCAGAGAACUCGUUGCUGUACAUGAAAGCUUCGCAAGUAAAAACACCUGUGUGAAUGGAAAACAAAAGAUCUGAUCGGGAUUAAUAUACAAUCAAUUGACCGGCCCGAUACCGAUCUUUGAGACAUGAACUCACUUCAUAAAAAGCAACAUUGUACAGCGCUCUUUGUAGAUCUGUCCAAUGCUGUUGAUGCUGUUGAUCAUAGUAUUUUAAUAAACAAGCUGCCUUCCAUUGGUCUUGAUGAUUCUGCUUAUACACUUAGUAUAUUCUUUUUAUAUACUUAUGGUAAAUUUAAGAUGCACACUUAUGGCAUUCCUUGGAACAUACCACUCCCCAAACAUCAAUUUCCAACAUCUCUGACCAUCCCCAGCAGACUGGUCUCAACAAUAUAUUCCAUCCUACAUAAGGCCUCAUGUAAGCCCCUAUCUACUGACAGAUUAGUGGACCUCUCCUCAAAUAGCUCCAACACAAAUCAGAAACUAAUCUGGCAGAAUAUUCAACUAUCUUCCAGGAACCACAACCAUCGAGUUAUUAUUUUUAAUAACCAAAUCCUCUUAUUUCUUCCUGUUGUGUUGGAUUUUGUUUGUUGAUUUUUUGCUUCCUUGUGUGCUGAUUAAUGUACAUUUAUGAUUAUUGCUUGAGGGUCUAUUGUUGUUCUUGCAGUGUAGUUUUGUCAGCUCUCCACCACCGUCUGUCUCUCCUCCAAGCAGGGGUUUAAUAUAGCCGAUACCGAUUAGAUAAAAAAAAUGCCUUGAUCAGCCCGAUAUCUUUGACACAUGAACUCACUUGAUAAAAAAUAACAUUGUG
This is a messenger RNA of Dicentrarchus labrax (European seabass), 2360 nucleotides long. RefSeq lists its product as uncharacterized. The record is from RefSeq and is a predicted model, not a curated record. Gene Ontology annotation, biological process: response to bacterium. The transcript is spliced from 5 exons. NCBI's taxonomy places the organism in Eukaryota, Metazoa, Chordata, Actinopteri, Moronidae. Bases 22 to 1080 code for a protein of 352 amino acids.